CAGAGAAGAUGGAUAAAAUGAUGUUUGGAAAGACACACAGCUUAUUUAUCAGUUGAAAAGAUCAACUUGCCACAUUGGAUUCAAAGUUGUUGUUUUUUUCUAUCUAGUAAUGGAAAAAGACCCAAACUGGAAAAUGGAAUACAGACUGGAGUUAAUGGUGCUUCUUGUUUUGUUGAUAACGGCUUCAUCUAUCGCCCUGAGCAGAAAAGAUACCACAGAAGCCAUGGUUUACUUAAAGAAGUAUGGCUACCUGCACAUCCCACUGGACAGUAAAGUUCAAGAUUAUUCACAUGAGCAAAUAGCGGAAGCUUUAAGAAUGUUUCAGAAAGUGACCAACCUGCAGGUAUCAGGAAAACUGGAUUUAGCCACGCUGGCAAUGAUGAAUAAACCAAGAUGUGGUCUGGAGGAUUCUUUCAAUAACAGGUCUCUCAAAUAUCGAGUCAUGGGUUACUGGCGUAAGAAAAUGCUGACCUACCGCAUUUACAAUUACACUCCUGAUCUGGGUCAGGGAAAGACUCGCGUGGCCAUCCAGAAUGCUUUUAAGUACUGGAGUGAUGUAUCACCUUUAAGGUUCAGAGAGUUGGAUCGAGGGAGAGCAGACAUCAAAAUCUCAUUUCACAGAAAAGAUAAGACGUGUCCAGUACCCUUUGAUGGCCGAGGCCGUGUUUUAGCGCACGCUGAUGCCCCCGAGUCCGGCAUUGUGCACUUCGAUGAGGAUGAACUGUGGACAGAAGGGAAGAGUUCUGGCUCCAACCUGAGGAUUGUGGCAGCUCAUGAGAUCGGUCACGCUCUAGGCCUGGGCCACUCACAGUACUACAAUGCACUGAUGGGACCUGUUUACAAUGGAUACCGCUCUGACUUCAAGCUUCAUCCAGAUGACAUACAAGGGAUCCAAGCUUUAUACGGAAAGCCAGAGAAGACUCCUGAAGCCAGAAAUCCAGGACAGUCAAAGCCAGGAGGAGUUAUUCCAAAUCCUUGCAAAGCCACUGUGGAUGCAGUUAUGUUGGGUCCUUUGCGUAAGACAUACUUUUUCAGUGGGCAGUAUGUGUGGACAGUGUCCAACUCUGACUACAACACUCCCAUCCAGAUUUCCGCACUGUGGAAGGAGCUGCCAGGAAGCCUCAGUGCAGCUGUUCACUCUCAGCGAACUGGCAAAUCCUACUUUCUGAAAGGAGACAAAUUAUGGCGAUACACAGGCUUCAAACUUGACCAGGGCUUCCCCAAACGUUUGUCCAACAUCCCUGCAAAUAUUGACUCUGCUUUUUACUUCAAUAAGAACCAGAAAAUCAUCUUUUUCAAAGGCUCUGGAUACUGGCAAUGGGAUGAAAUUGCUCCAACAGAUUUCAAAUCAUACCCUAAACCAGUUGGACAACUCUUCAAAGGGAUGCCCAGCAACACUGACGCUGCUCUAAUGUGGACUAAUGGUUAUGUAUACAUAUUUAAAGGCACCGAGUAUUGGCGUGUAAACCAAAACUACCAAGCAGUGGAGAAGACCUACCCUCUCAACACUGCCUUGCGCUGGAUGCAGUGUGACGACUGAGCCACCAGAGGCCACUGGGGACUCAAUGUUAACCUUAUCUGCACAAUGACUUGGUUUAAUAACAGUGAAACAAGCUCACAGUAUGGGUAUUGGUUAUGUGGGUGUGUGCAAUGAUAUUUGCUUCACAGUUCUGUCAUGUUGAGAAUAAAUGUAAUACUAAAGCUUCCACUUACCGAGAUAAAAUCUUUAAUUAAACUAACAAAUAAACUAGUAACUAGUUAAAAUAGUUAUCUUUAAUUAUGCAUACUUCUGCUUCUCUUCCACUUUAACAUUAAAUAAACAGACCAAUCAAACAGGAUAACAAAGGAGAUGACAUUAAUCACAGAACAUGUGAGGAAUACUUCACUGUAGCCUUCUACCUGUGGUUGCAUUUUAUUGGUGCAUGUGUACAUUAUGUCAGUAUAUUAUACGAGUUAUAUCAAAUGUUGUUAGGGUGCCUUUUUUUAAUGUCUGGCCACAAAUGCCAGAUGAAGGAGUCCUGGUAAAAUCUAAACGAAUCAAAUAAAACCAAAACAGAUUUUUGUGAAGCUCACGCUGCUCUUAACAAAGCAGGAGUCUUAAGAAGUCAGAGUAGGUGGAAAGCACCUGUGUAGUUGUGCAUGCAGGGUCUUUGAAGGAUAAGGUCACUUUACCUGAUAAGAAAGUCAACUUCAGACACGUGAACAAGAUCAGCAGGCAGUUUUCAUCACAUGGAGAUCUGUGUUUCCAAAUACCUAACUUCUGUGUUCACUUUUAUUUAGGCACCAGUUUAUUAUAAUUAAUUAAAAUGAAACUAAAAACUACGACCCGAUGUGAACAACUGAAAUAACUGAAAUAAAAAUCAGACUUUGAAUAGGCUGACAGAAAAUGUUAUUGUGCUUUCAAAAAAAUAAGAAUUCAUUUUGCUGCCAUGUGGGAAACAUCAGAACACUUGUAUAUGUUUUUUUGUCACUGUAAUUUUUCGAUUACACUGUUUGUGUUGUAAUAUCUAUUCUGGACUUCUUAGCACUUGCCCCUGACAAAUACCACCCACAUUAAAAAAAAAACUGUAUUAAAACUGGACAUUGUCAGGCCAUAAAAAGCUCAUUUGUGAAAUGUGCAAACCAGCAGAAACUAGCUGAAGCUACACUGAAAUGGAAACUUAAAUUCAAAAUGAAAGGAAAACUAAAAGUAACAAAAAAUUUGAAACUGUAUUUACUCAUCAUUCUGUACAAAUAUCUCCAUAAUUUCAUUGUACAUGUACAAGGACAAUAAAGGGCUAUUCUAUUCUAUUCUAUUCUAUUCUAUUCUAUUCUAUUCUAAAUCCUUGUAGGUAAAGUGCAAAGUUAACAUAACUGAACAGUAGCAAUAUUAACUGACAAAACAAAGGGUGGAAAAAAAGUGGGAUUAACAUUUAAACAAAUGUGAACAAAGGGAAGGUUAACCUUAAGAACAAAAUUGACAUAUUCAUACAUUAUAAUUAAAACAACAAUGGCAGUUCCAGAAAUCAUGAACACGUUUUCAUAGUGUUCAUAGACUUCUUGUUUUCUUCUUUUCUACUAACCUGAACCCCAUAAAACUGCACAAAACAAAGUGCAUCUACCAAGUGGCAACAUCCAGAAGGGGCUGCAAAGUCAACGCUGCAGUUCCAUGCAUCAUGAUGCAUCUAUACAGUUUAUGGAUCAAGCUAAUGGUAAUACUAGUAGAUAACUCAGCCCUUAGGCCUUUUUGUCCAAAUUUGGUCACUUCUGAUUCCAAAACAUGCAACAUGCUGAAGAAAUGCUGAAGUGAAAGCUUUUAAAAUGGAUUUAACAUUUAGACACAAAAGGUUCUUGUUUGUGAAAGGUCAGAGGAUGUAAACAUGAAUGACAUCUAGCUCUGUAAUGCUGGCCGGCUGCAUUCUUCUUUCAUAACAGUGACAAAAUGGUGUAGAGAAAACAGCUGCUGUAUGAAAAUUACUCCAAGAAGGCGUGUGGAUUUUUUCUGUAACCUAGUCAUGACUUUUUGGAGGAGAUACAGUUUCUGAGUCAAAUGUAUUUGUGACCUACAAAUAGGGGAAUUUUUAUCCAGCCUCUCUAUAACAGAUAUCUCCAAAGAAGGACAACACACUAGAGGAGUAUAAAUGGAUUAACAACAGUACAGAGCAGAGGAAAAGCACGUUUUAUUUGACCUUUUAAAAGUAAGGAUGUAACCUUGAAAGAUGAAAUAACACAUCAUCUGGUUUUCAAAUUCAAACUUGAACUCAUAAACAACUAAACACACUCUUCACCAGUUUUAAUAACAUCAGUGGUUUUGAUGCUGCUGACAUCCUUAUCUUUGGUACGAUCAGUGGCCCAUAGUGGAUAAUGUUAGCAAAUGUUGCAUAAACAUCACGUUGCUGAUUUAAUGACUCUUAACAUAAGACAAUACUCCAAAACAGCCGACUGUGAAGCUGCACUGCUGUCUGAUCAAUAUUUUAUUGGUCUACCAUUCAGAAUGAUAUGUUUUAUGUAUAUCCUUGGUUUCAUCGCAUGUGCUGGCACACAUUUAUCUUUUAUAGGUGUAAUGAUUACAUUUCAAAGUAAUCUA
Messenger RNA from Oreochromis niloticus (Nile tilapia), 4066 nucleotides. Its product is annotated as matrix metalloproteinase-19. Gene Ontology annotation, cellular component: extracellular matrix. The transcript is spliced from 9 exons. NCBI's taxonomy places the organism in Eukaryota, Metazoa, Chordata, Actinopteri, Cichliformes, Cichlidae. Gene Ontology annotation, biological process: collagen catabolic process; proteolysis; extracellular matrix organization. The record is from RefSeq and is a predicted model, not a curated record. The coding region runs from base 110 to 1540 and encodes 476 amino acids. Gene Ontology annotation, molecular function: metalloendopeptidase activity; zinc ion binding.